AGAUGGCGGGAGGGCGGCUCUGAGGAGACCUCGGCGGCGGCGGAGGAGGAGAGAAGCGCAGCGCCGUGCCGCGCCGGGGCCCAUGUGGGGAGGAGUCGGAGUCGCUGUUGCCGCCGCCGCCGCCGCCAGUAACUGCUGGACCGGAGUGGGAGUGAGGGGGAAACGGCAGGAUGAAGUUCGCCGAGCACCUCUCCGCGCACAUCACUCCCGAGUGGAGGAAGCAGUACAUCCAGUAUGAGGCUUUCAAGGAUAUGCUGUAUUCAGCUCAGGAUCAGGCACCUUCUGUGGAGGUUACAGAUGAGGACACAGUAAAGAGGUAUUUUGCCAAGUUUGAAGAAAAAUUUUUCCAAACCUGUGAAAAGGAACUUGCCAAAAUCAACACAUUUUAUUCAGAACGUGUCCAACAUAGGAAUAUUAAAGACCUUAAACUGGCCUUCAGCGAGUUCUACCUCAGUCUUAUCCUGCUGCAGAACUAUCAGAAUCUGAAUUUUACAGGGUUUCGAAAAAUCCUCAAAAAGCAUGACAAGAUCCUGGAAACGUCUCGUGGAGCAGAUUGGCGAGUGGCUCAUGUAGAAGUGGCGCCUUUUUAUACGUGCAAGAAAAUCAACCAGCUCAUCUCUGAAACUGAGGCUGUAGUGACUAAUGAACUUGAAGAUGGUGACAGACAAAAAGCUAUGAAGCGUUUACGUGUUCCCCCUUUGGGAGCUGCUCAGCCUGCACCAGCAUGGACUACUUUUAGAGUUGGCCUGUUUUGUGGAAUAUUCAUUGUACUGAAUAUUACCCUUGUGCUUGCCGCUGUAUUUAAACUUGAAACAGAUAGAAAUAUAUGGCCCUUGAUAAGAAUCUAUCGGGGUGGCUUUCUUCUGAUUGAAUUCCUUUUUCUACUGGGCAUCAACACAUAUGGUUGGAGACAGGCUGGAGUGAAUCAUGUGCUCAUCUUUGAACUGAAUCCAAGAAGCAAUUUGUCUCAUCAACAUCUUUUUGAGAUUGCUGGAUUCCUCGGGAUAUUGUGGUGCCUAAGCCUUCUGGCAUGCUUCUUUGCUCCACUUAGUGUCAUCCCCACAUAUGUGUAUCCACUUGUCCUUUAUGGAUUUAUGUUUUUCUUUCUUAUCAACCCCACCAAAACUUUCUAUUACAAAUCCCGGUUUUGGCUGCUUAAACUGCUGUUUCGAGUAUUUACAGCCCCCUUCCAUAAAGUAGGCUUUGCUGAUUUCUGGCUGGCCGAUCAGCUGAACAGCCUGUCAGUGAUAUUGAUGGACCUGGAAUAUAUGAUCUGCUUCUACAGUUUUGAGCUCAGAUGGGAUGAAAGUGGGGGCCUGUUGCCAAAUAAUUCAGAAGAGCGAGGUCACUCAGACACCAUGGUAUUCUUUUACCUUUGGAUUGUGUUUUGUAUCAUCAGUUCCUGCUAUACCCUCAUCUGGGAUCUGAAGAUGGACUGGGGUCUCUUUGAUAAGAAUGCUGGAGAAAACACCUUUCUCCGGGAAGAGAUUGUAUACCCCCAAAAAGCCUAUUACUACUGUGCCAUCAUAGAGGAUGUGAUUCUGCGCUUUGCUUGGACUAUCCAAAUCUCAAUUACCUCCAUGACAUUGUUGCCUCAUUCUGGGGACAUCAUUGCUACUGUCUUUGCUCCUCUUGAGGUUUUCCGGCGAUUUGUAUGGAACUUCUUCCGCCUGGAGAAUGAACAUCUGAAUAACUGUGGUGAAUUCCGUGCCGUGCGGGACAUUUCUGUGGCUCCUCUGAAUGCAGAUGACCAGACACUCCUAGAACAGAUGAUGGACCAGGAUGAUGGGGUACGAAACCGCCAGAAAAACCGUCCGUGGAAGUAUAACCAGAGCAUAUCCCUGCGCCGGCCUCGCCUCGCUUCUCAAUCCAAGGCUCGUGACACUAAGGUAUUGAUAGAAGACACAGAUGAUGAAGCUAACACUUGA
This is a messenger RNA of Puma concolor (puma), 1928 nucleotides long. The record is from RefSeq and is a predicted model, not a curated record. NCBI's taxonomy places the organism in Eukaryota, Metazoa, Chordata, Mammalia, Carnivora, Felidae.